Messenger RNA from Hippocampus zosterae (dwarf seahorse), 1299 nucleotides. It is a transcript of the gene tpm2, whose product is annotated as tropomyosin 2 (beta). NCBI's taxonomy places the organism in Eukaryota, Metazoa, Chordata, Actinopteri, Syngnathiformes, Syngnathidae. Gene Ontology annotation, cellular component: actin filament. Gene Ontology annotation, molecular function: actin filament binding. The transcript has 9 exons. The record is from RefSeq and is a predicted model, not a curated record. The coding region runs from base 142 to 996 and encodes 284 amino acids. Gene Ontology annotation, biological process: muscle contraction; actin filament organization.
GAAAAAGUGUGGGGGCUCACUCAGUUGGAUUUCCAUCUUCAAGAUUUCCACCUCGCGGACUCUCCUGUCCUCGCUUGUUCCCAUCACGCCGCACUGAGUCCGUUUCUGUUCGACGAACCGCGCCACACAACCGGAGGAAACAUGGAGGCCAUCAAGAAGAAAAUGCAGAUGCUGAAGCUGGACAAGGAGAACGCCAUAGACCGGGCAGAGCAGGCCGAGGGGGACAAAAAAGGAGCAGAGGACAAAUGCAAACAGCUGGAGGAGGAGCUGCUGGGUCUGCAGAAGAAGCUGAAAGGAGUGGAAGAUGAACUUGACAAAUACUCUGAAUCAUUGAAGGACGCUCAGGAGAAAUUGGAACAGGCCGAGAAAAAAGCAACAGAAGCUGAAGCCGAAGUGGCAUCUCUAAACAGGCGUAUCCAGCUGGUGGAAGAGGAGUUGGACCGAGCUCAGGAGAGACUUGCAACUGCUCUGCAAAAGCUAGAGGAAGCUGAGAAAGCAGCUGAUGAGAGUGAAAGAGGAAUGAAGGUCAUAGAGAACAGAGCAAGCAAGGAUGAGGAGAAAAUGGAGAUCCAGGAGAUGCAGCUAAAAGAGGCCAAACAUAUCGCUGAAGAAGCUGACCGCAAAUAUGAAGAGGUCGCACGUAAACUUGUGAUUCUUGAGGGCGAUCUGGAGCGUUCAGAGGAGCGUGCUGAGGUGGCCGAGGCUAAAUCAGGUGAUCUUGAGGAAGAAUUAAAAAAUGUCACCAACAACUUGAAGUCACUGGAGGCUCAGGCUGAAAAGUACUCACAGAAGGAGGACAAAUACGAAGAGGAAAUAAAACUUCUGACUGACAAACUUAAAGAGGCUGAGACCCGGGCAGAGUUUGCAGAGCGAUCUGUGGCCAAGCUGGAGAAGACCAUUGAUGAUCUGGAAGAUGAAGUGUAUGCUCAGAAGCUGAAGGGCAAGGCUCUCAGUGAGGAGCUGGAUCUCGCCCUCAAUGAUAUGACUACACUGUAGAAGCUGUCAAUUCUUGUCCUUCCUGUUUCAAUUCUUCUCUGUCUGCUUGCUGCUGUUUUACUACAUUCUACUGUGGUAUUAUCAGCCGGGAAUUUUUUUUUUUUUUGGAAAUGGAAUAUUCACUUGUCAUUGCGCUGCCAGGUCAGGCCCUGCAGAGCGUUGGUCUCUUCAAAGUAGGUUACAGCUUCCCCAGUCAGUGCAAAGUGUUUUGCCGAGGUCACACGACUACCACUAAUUUCCUCAGUUGAAAUUGCAAAACACUUGCAACCCUGCAUUGUAAUAAAUGUAUUUCAAAUCUCCUCA